Molecule: messenger RNA, 6886 nt
Organism: Schistosoma haematobium
Lineage: Eukaryota; Metazoa; Platyhelminthes; Trematoda; Strigeidida; Schistosomatidae
Product: Thioredoxin-like protein 1
Exons: 8
Coding region: 5733-6644 (303 amino acids)
Source: RefSeq, a predicted model, not a curated record
UGUAUCCCUACAACCACUCAAUAAACUACAUAGAAAGUUAACAAAAGGAUCUAUCUGUGUAUGAGAAUCUCCGUCAAUGUUUCACAUGUCCUUUAGGGAAAAAAUUUAGUUCGAUUCUUCUUCUCAAAAAUUUGGAUAUUUCAGCCUGGCAGUUUUUCAAACUUCCAAACUUUGCCGGGUAACUUGAGUCGCUUUUCUCAUGUUGGUGCACGUUCCAAAGCUUUUUAUUUGUAACACUAGCGAUACAGUAAGAUAGAAACGACGGUCUUAAAUCAUUAAUUAAUUGAUUGGUUGGUUUGGUACUUUUGAUUGGGCAGUUGCAGUUAGUUGGAAGCUAAUUGGAUGAUUCAGAGUCUAGUAAUUGAGCCGAGAAUUUUCUAAUCCUCGAUUAGUUGGGUAUGUAUACUCAUCUAAUUGGUGUAUUCACUCUAGCGGCAAUUCCAACCGAAUGAUCGAGUUUCGCAUUGCAUUAUUGUGGUUUCGGUACCGAGUUUCCCUAUUUUUGGGUUUCCCCCAAAGUCGUAAGAAAUAUGGUUUUCCCCAAAGUUCGAGAAAAUUUCGGUGUUUUUGUGUCAUCUACCUAAAGUUUUCUAUUGCAGUUCCCCCAAAAUUUAUCAAAAAACGGACAAAAUUUCCCCCAAAAUAACAAGGUUGGGUAGUCGACUUGUCUCACUAUAAUUUUAGUCCAGUUCAUUUACGCAACAUGACUUGCAGCUUAUCUAAAAUUUCUAGAAGUUCACACAAGAUUUUCUUUUAUCCCUAGCGUCUCAUUUUUUCGCCUUUACUUCUACUACAAAACAAAAAUUUUGACACAGGAUACUAGAUUUAGAUCUGCUUGAUAGAAUACAUUUACUAGGAACGGAAUCGUUGUUUGCAAGGAGAUUAACAGUCGGUUUACUGUCACACAUCAUUAUAAAUGUAAAUUUUGAUUGUCGUUGACGAAGUCAUAGUUGACGAUGAAUGCGUUAUUCGCUAAAAAUGUGUCCUAAUUUCAAACUCCGUAUGAACACGCGUACUCUCACUACACAAGUUUAAUUUGUAUCAGCGUAACACACGUGCGGAAGUAGGUACGUAGAUAAGUGAUGGUUUGUCAGGAAUUUCUGGCUACAGUACAAACACUUCCAGGGCACUAUAAUGCCUCUCUACUACAUCAAUGUCAGCCAGUCAUCUACAACGUAGGACCAGGCAUAUAUAUUCAUCAGUCCAAGUUGCCAUACCUUAUUAGUACAAGAUAAACACAAAAUUCAUAGUAGUUACUUCAAUGGUGGUAAUAUAUAGAAGGAGGAUUGCAUAUAAAGAUAUAGUGCAAAAAGAAAGAAUUAGUUGGUAGAAAGAAAGGUAUGAAGUAAUUUUAAUCACAGUUUAAGGGGAGACAGAGAGUGUAUACACCUGCACCAUCGUGAUCGAUUUCGAGCCAUAUCACUCAGUCUCCAACCAGUGGUUACGAUAGUUGCACUGACCCCAACCAGGUAGUCUGCAUCCACCAACAUGGCUAAGACUAGAAUUUUGACUUCAAGGGCUGAUGCCAUGUUUUGGUUUGGCCUCCCCUAACUUUCUUCCAACUGUCUCUAACACUAGUUAACAUUAUGCAUCAUGACUAUCGGUGUUCAGGCAUAUGCAACACGUGACCCAAACAUCUCAGUCGACGAAAAUUUACAACCUCCUUAACUGAUUUACCGUCAUUCCCUGAUGCCUUACGUAUAACCUCAGCAUUACUUACUCGGUGAUCACAGCAGAUGCAAGCAAUAUUUCUAAGACAUCUGUGACCAAAUAGUAGUAACUUACGAGUAUCUUCUACUCUUAAUGGCCAAGUUUCGCAGUCGUAAAGUAGAACAGAACUGCUGCGAAGUAUACUCGCCCCGACUGUUUCUGCUACUUUGAAGUGGUGGUCGGGCUUGCCUAUUGUGAUGAACCAAUCGAGCUAUACUGGCCGGAACAAUCGUUCCUCAAGGUCCUACCAUACCAGACAAGUCUGUUGAAGAGCGCUAAGGCUAAAAGCAACAAACCCAAGGUCCGAAGGCGAAGUCGUACUGCUGACUGUACAGAGGUGUGACAGCAGUAAGGUGUUUCCUUCAGAUAACUGGCAUAACAGCGAUGCUGCCUUCCUACAAGGAGGGGUGGGGUUAGAAAAGGUCGACUCUAGGGAUGCACAUCUCAACAAGUGUGGAGCUAACAUGAAAAUUACCCACAAAAUGGUGUGUGACCGACCUCAAGCAGUUGUACCUUGGGCACUGUGAUCACGCUCUCAGGUCACUAAGAUCCCCUCUAACCCAAUUUCCUUUUCAGCUACCUCUAGAAGGACCCUUCCACAGUGUGGGCGACCGGGAAGUGAUAACCGCCAUCACACCUCUAACAGCAUUCAAGAUCACAGUAUUCAUAAUCAAUCUCCUUUAAUUGACAGACAGAUAUCUCGGCUUCAAAAUAGGUGAUGUAAGUUGGCAAAAAGCAAACGAGGUUUCUGAAUCCGCGCACAGAUUUCAUCAGACACCGACCCAUGAGGACUGAUCAGACUUCCAAGAUAAGUGAAGUUGUCGACGCGUUCGACUACUUCACUCCCUAUCCUUAGUUCAGGUGUUGACGCAGACCAAUCCUGAAGUAACAACUUGCAUUUAAAGGGAGAGAAGCGCAUUCAAAACAUUCUGGCAUUGUUGCUCAGUGCUACCAGAAGACUCUACAUCUUAUCACCAUCCUCACCAAACAGGGCUAUAUCAUCUGCGUAUUCUAAGUCGAUAAGUGGAUCUCUUGGGAGGAGAUCAAUGUCCGAGAACUCAGUCGACGAGAACGUUGUCUCCCGCAGUAUGUCUACGAUGAAAUUGAACAAAAAUGGAGAUAGUGGACAACCUUGACGGACACCACUUGACGUCGCAAAAUCAUAUGACAGUUCUCCAUAAGCUAUGACUCGACUAGUAGUGUUUGAGUAAAGAGCCUUCACAAGGUCUACGUAUUUAUGAGGUACUUCUAAGUACACUUCUGAUGACCGUUACAUGUCAAUACAUUCUACAUGACUACUGAUUUAUCUGCUGUUAUGCUCUUUCGUUACUGGCCAAAUGAGCUGUCACAGAUAUACCAGACAGAAGAGUUUUUCUCGACAAUUCUAUUUUCAAAAGCUGUGAUAGAAUCAUAUUUGUAUGGGUUUAUUGAGAUUCACAUUAGCUCACUGAGGUUAAAAGGUCAGUGGCUUGUGUCAGUUCUUUUACUACUAAGUUUCUGUGAGUAUCUAGUCCUCUCUUGAAUGAAUCAACUGAAGAUGCGGAAAAUACUCCUAGUAGUGUGUCUCAAGAGUUAAUUACUCGGUGACAAAACCCUUAUACCAAUAGGGAUUUUGUUCCUUGUUGGUUUUUAAACUCUUCUGCUAUGUCCCAGUUAAUCUCACCUAGUUUUAAGCAAAAGAGAGAGUAUAUUAGGUCCAAAAUCAUUUCUUAGUUUUCUGAACAUAAAUAUUAGAUCACUUCUUAAUCAGCUGUAGGGCAGAGUAAGAAUGUAUAACUUCUGAAGAUGCGCUUUGUGUAUUUAAUUGCACAGAUAGUUGUUCUCUGUAAUUUUCUCCAAGUUAUCAGGGGCUUGCAGUGUGAACGCAGUUUUCAAGUUUUGAUCUUACCAAUGUUGUGAAGAAGUUCUUCAUCAUACAUAAAAUGAAUUGGAAUCAAGGCUUAGAGUUUGUAAUGAUGGGCAAAAUAGAUUAUUGACAAAUAAAUAAAUCAUGAAGCUGAAUAGAAUUCAUGGGAUAUAUGACAGAAUAAGGGUCAAGAAUGCAACCAUAGUAUGAGAGGUUUUCAUGUGAUUUUAAACUGGUGGGUCAUCAUAAUUCAGUCAGUCAGUUAGUAACAACGUAGAACUUCGUACGUACUUACAUCAGUUCGAGUUGAUAAGGAUCGAUAAAAAAUGACUCUGGAAUAAUAACAUUGUAAUGGUUGUUAGUGAAAUAUAUUCAAAUCUAAAAAAAUGGAGAUAACACAACGUGUGAAUUCAAGAUAAAAUCAGUAACAAACACAAUAAAGUUUUAAACUAAUACACAAAGAAAAAUACAGACAGAAAAGAACCUGUUCAUAACAUUCAUUUCCCUAUAUACGUAUGAUGAUGAUUGUACAUGCCUUGAGAAUAAAACUGUCUAAAAGAAAAUUUUCUCUAAAUUAAAAGUUACAUCAGGUAACAUUGAAUAUUUUGUUCUGCAAACGAAUAUUAUAUCAAAAGUACUCGGCCUAUGAAUGUUUUUGAUAUGGUUUAUAAAGUAAAAGGUAUGCUUACUCUGAGAGUAAAUGUCUUUAAAAAAUUACUUGCAUAUUUUGGAACGAUUGAAUGAGCGGUGGUGGGUUACUAAACGUAGGUGGCGAAUUGAUUAAUGAGGUUGUAAAUCAUGAUUGACUGAAAUGUUUGAGACUUGUCUUACUUCAUGCCUUCCACAUGCAGUGUUGCCUGAUGUAGGAGUAAGUUGUAAGUAAACUAGAGGCGGUCAGACUGAAACGUGUGAUCAGUCUACGUAGUCAUUGACUAUCGAUCUGAGCCAUGUUUAUGGAUGCAGACUACCUGAUUAGGUGAGGUCCGUGUGAUAACAACGAUCAGUUAGUGGAGACAUGUGAUAUGGCUCCUAGUUGGUUACAACGAUACAAAUACAUUUACACUUUAUCUUACUCUAGAUCUUCAGUUGCAGCAUUCCUUCAUGUAAACCUCAGUUUGUCUUCUCGAAAUAUAUUUUCAGUGUUUAGUUUUUGUCAUUGCUGUUGUCGCUACAAUUACUGGGACUCCUUCGCCAUUCGUCUGGUUGAUUUCUUAUUUCAUUUUGAUGUCGUGUGACAACGCACGUCUUUUCAUGACUAAGAUAGUCAUGACUCACUGACUGGUUCAUCCACAUAAUAUCAGAUGACGUACUAAAAACUUGUCUACCAUCUGAUUUAGCUCGAUUAAUUGUGAGGGCUAUUAAAACCUUGUCAGAAAAAGUAAUACCUUUGACUGAAUAGUUCCAAGUUGAGCGCCUAAAAAAAUCAAGCUACAGAUUUAUUCUUUAUGCUAAAGAACAGCUUAUUCUACUACUUAACAGUUUUAAUUUGUACAUCUUUAGAACUCCGUAGAAUGUAAUCAUAAAUUUCAUCAUUAAGUAACAUAUAUUGUUUACUUGUCAUCUGAGCUGUUCAUUUUAAGUUAAUGGACAUUAUAUUGGUUUCUAAUAAAUGUAUUUGAAUACAUCCAAUCAUGGUUGCAGUGAUGUCUAUAAUUACACCAUUGGAACGAAAUGAAGCCAGGUGGUUAUCAUCAAAUUUAGUUUUAUGAUGUAAAACGUGGCAUCAGUGCUUGACGUCACUAACUUUUGAUCUGAGCCAUGUUGGUAGAUACAGACUACUUGGUUGGGGGUCCGCGUGACUAUCGUAACCAAUGGUUGGAGACUCUUGAUGACAUGGCUUAGAAUCGAUCACAAUGGCGUCGAUGUAUACACUCUAUGUCUUCCCUUAAACUAUGAGAUUAAAAUCACUUCAUAUCUUUCUUACUAUGAACUAAUUCUUUCUUCCUGUACUAUAUCCUUAUAUGCAAUCUUUCUUUUAUAUAUUACAACCACUGAACUAACUAAUUCUAUGAAUCCGGUGUUCAUGUUGUUGUGUUAAUGAGGUAUGGCAACUUGGACCGAUGCAUAUAUAUGCCUGGUCCUACGUUUUAGUUGACUAACUGAUUUUUAUAAUAUAUUUUCUAAAGUAAAUUGAUGUUUCAUCUUUGAAAUUUUAUUUUAGAAAUUUGCUUAUUAGAUGGCUACUGUGAUUAAUAUCACAGAUAAACAUCAUCUUGAACAAAUUUUACAACAGGCAAAUAAUGUAACAAAUGGUCCAAGCAUUGUAGUAAUGGAUUUUUAUGCUUCAUGGUGUCGUCCUUGUUCAGAUAUAGCUCCUGUCUUUCAAGAAUUAAGCAUCAAGUAUAAAAAUAUGAAAUUUGUUAAAAUUGAUGUUGAUAAACUUGAGGACGUUGCACAACGUUACAAUGUCAGAUCAUUACCUACGUUUAUAUUUCUACGUGGAGCUGAACAAAUUGAUCGGAUUACCGGUGGAGUUCCACAAAAGUUAAGAGAUAAAGUACAAGAACUUGCUCUCUCUGGAUCAGACUCUCAUGAAAGUGGCUCAAAUAAAAGCCCACAGUCUUCUAAACAAUAUGAUAUGGAUAUAUUAUUGUCAAAAAAUCAAUGUGAAUGUUUAAAUGAAGAUGAUACACAUUCACUUGCUCAAUUAUUAAAUUCCUCUGAAAAUAAUAAUUCCAAGGCAUAUUUACUGUCAGAUACAGAUGAACAGCUCAUUAUAUACAUUACAUUCUCACAAUUUGUUCGUAUUCAAUCUGUACAGAUUAAUGGACCUAAAGAGAAUGCACCAAAAACAGUAAAACUAUUUGUUAAUCAAACAUCAACACCUGAUUUUGAUAGUUGUGAAAUUGGUGAAGCUGUACAAACAUUAGAAUUAACAGAAGAGGAUAUUAAACAUGGUGGAAUAACACAAUUGAAUUUUGUAAAAUUUCAGAAUGUUAGUACACUUACAAUUUUUGUGAAAAAUAAUCAAACCUCAACUGAUCAAACUCGAAUUGAUACAUUAAAAUUCUAUGGUUAUCCAGUGAAUACAAUCAAUAUGAAUGAAUUUAAAAGGGUCUCUGGGAAGAAAGGUGAAGCCCACGGUUAACCUAUUACCAAAAUAAAAACUAUACUUCAUUAUCAUUAUUGGAAAAAACUAUCUGGGAAAAUGUAAACAAUUAUACAAAUGUAUUCCUGCUCACUUCUUUUAUCUUUUUGUGUGUAUGUGUGUUUGAACAUUCUAAAUGCAUGAUUAACUCGUUAAUUUCUCUUUUUAUUCUACCACCUUGUAACUUGAAUUCUUGGUUGUUUUUUUUUAAAAAAUAUACAGUAACCUUGAAGUGGAUUAUA